AUGGAGAUUGCUUCUAAAUAUCAGGAGAUAAUUCGCGAAGUCAUCAAAAAUGUAUCCGCAGAAUUCACAGCGGAACACGUGAACGGGGAAGUUUUGAAACAACUCGAAAAGUCGUGGGAACAUAAAUUGCUUCAGUCUGGCGCUCUUUCCGUGAACUCCGGUCUGAAAACCGCGCCGAUAAUACCUCACAGGGGUGACGCUUGCAGCAAAAGCAUCGACGAGGAUGACAAUAAACUGACAACUGGAACGAGUGAACUUCAAGAAGUUGGACACGCAGCACCCAACCCCAAGGACGAGACGGGCACCAAACGAAAGCGUGAAACUGACAAACCAGCCGUGCCUGAUCUCGGCCAGGACGAAGUGAUAAGCACAGAUAGCGAAGAUGAUAAUCUUGAAACGGAACCUGUUACUUCAAAUUUGGUGCUUAGUCAGUUUGAGAAAGUGGGGAGAACAAAGAAUAAAUGGAAGUGUGCGUUCAGGGAUGGUGUCAUGUUACUAAAUGGGACUGAGUAUGUGUUCGGUAAGGCUACUGCGGAAUUUCUUUGGUGA
Ostreococcus lucimarinus CCE9901 is the source of this 549-nucleotide messenger RNA. RefSeq names its product transcription factor IIa large subunit 3, TFIIA3, putative (gene Tf2al). Gene Ontology annotation, biological process: transcription by RNA polymerase II; transcription initiation at RNA polymerase II promoter. Gene Ontology annotation, cellular component: transcription factor TFIIA complex. The transcript is spliced from 7 exons. The record is from RefSeq and is a predicted model, not a curated record. The coding region runs from base 1 to 549 and encodes 182 amino acids. Lineage: Eukaryota; Viridiplantae; Chlorophyta; Mamiellophyceae; Mamiellales; Bathycoccaceae.